AUGCUGCUUAUAUUUUGUGUUUUCUUGUUGGCUGGAUCCCUUGUGGAAGGUUUGCCUUUGAAGAGAGAACUAUACAAAAGGAUCAGAUGUAGACCUGAUGACAAUUCAGUUGCCUGUUUCCAAGAACAGUCCCUUUUUGAACAAGGCCAGAUCAACAAUAAAAUUGAUACUAAUCCAGUAAUGAGAAAAGUCCCAUCCUUCAUACUACCAAACUUCAUCUCUGGAGAAGAUAGUGGAUCAGGGAAUGGUGUCUUUUCUGGAGAAGAACCUGGAUCUGCCAGAAUCUGAAUCUGAAUCAAAUGAAAUUGGGGAACAAACAUUCCAAAACAAUUUGUCUGAGGAAAACCUGGUUUUCUGA
Staurois parvus is the source of this 358-nucleotide messenger RNA. NCBI's taxonomy places the organism in Eukaryota, Metazoa, Chordata, Amphibia, Anura, Ranidae. The record is from the annotation of a GenBank genome assembly.